Messenger RNA from Olea europaea var. sylvestris, 4201 nucleotides. RefSeq names its product kinesin-like protein KIN-7O. Gene Ontology annotation, biological process: microtubule-based movement. Bases 658 to 3987 code for a protein of 1109 amino acids. Gene Ontology annotation, molecular function: ATP binding; microtubule binding; microtubule motor activity. The record is from RefSeq and is a predicted model, not a curated record. Lineage: Eukaryota; Viridiplantae; Streptophyta; Magnoliopsida; Lamiales; Oleaceae. The transcript is spliced from 28 exons.
CUGUAUGGCUUUAGACAGAAAUUUCUCGCCACUGCGGUCUGCUAUGGCUUCACGUUCGAUGAACCGGAGAUGGAAGGAAACAGGGAUUUUGACCUUUUGAUUUCUGAGGUUUUAAAGGUGGGAGACACAAUUUUUUUCUUUACCAAUUUCUCCCACUUCUACUCAGAUGGCGACCUAUUUGGUUGGUCUGCUAUGGCGCCACAUUCGGUGAACGUGCAGCAUGAUGACAGAGAUGAAGGGCUUGGAUUUAGAUUUUGGGUCUCCUUCCGGUUCGACUUUGGGAGAGAGAAGCUGAAAUACAGGGUUUUCAUUUAUCAACCUUCUUUUUUCAUUUUUUUUUUCCUUUUUUAUAUUUCUUAUGCCAUGUCAGAUUUUUCAAAUGCCUGUUUUCUACCCUGUAUUUCAGCCUGUCCGUGUAGCCCCAUUGAUUGAAAGAUAGACUUUGUAGAGAAAAAUGGCACAAGCACUCUAUAUUGAUGCGCCUAAACUCGGUGAAAGUCGCGUGUGUAUAUUAAACGCGACUAUAGUUCAAAAAACAAACGUUGGAUGGCAGGGGUGGUGUGGGCUUUAUAAAGGCGGGAAAAUAAAAUACCCUUCUUCUCCUUCAUUUUCUCUCUCUCUCCCCAGAAGGCUUGAGCACGCAGAGAUACUGAGAAAAUGGAGAGAAUACACGUUUCUGUCAGAGCGAGGCCACUCUCUUCGGAGGACGCAAAGGCAAGUCCAUGGUGCAUUUCUGGAAAUUCCAUUUUCAUCCCUAAUCAGCCUUCCAAAUUCGAUUUUGAUCGGAUUUUUGAGGAGGAAUGUAGAACAGCUGAUGUAUACAAAUCUCGAACCAGAGAUAUAGUUGCUGCGGCAGUUCGUGGCUUUAAUGGGACUGUUUUUGCAUAUGGACAAACAAGUAGUGGCAAAACGCACACAAUGCGAGGUUCAGCAUCAGAGCCUGGAGUUAUUCCACUUGCUGUGUAUGAUCUCUUUAACAUUAUACACGAGGAAAUGGAUCGGGAGUUUCUUUUACGCAUGUCUUACAUGGAGAUCUACAAUGAGGAGAUAAAUGAUUUGUUAGCUCCUGAGCAUCGGAAAUUGCAAAUUCAUGAAAGUAUCGAUCGAGGGAUUUUUGUUGCCGGUUUAAGAGAAGAAAUUGUGGCGUCUCCUGAUCAAGUUCUUGAACUCAUGGAAUUUGGGGAAUCUCAUCGUCAUAUUGGGGAGACAAAUAUGAAUGUAUACAGCAGUAGGUCGCACACGAUAUUCCGCAUGAUUAUUGAGAGUAGAGAGAAAACUGAUGAUGCAGAAGCAGACUUGUCAUGUGAUGCAGUUCGUGUCUCUGUCUUGAACUUGGUGGAUCUUGCUGGUUCAGAGCGUGCUGCAAAGACUGGAGCAGAAGGCGUUCGCCUGAAAGAGGGCUCCCAUAUCAACAAAAGCCUAAUGACACUAGGAACUGUUAUAAAGAAACUAAGUGAAGGCACUGAGAGCCAAGGGGGUCAUGUCCCGUAUCGAGACAGCAAACUCACACGUAUUUUGCAACCUGCAUUGGGCGGGAAUGCAAAUACUGCUAUCAUAUGCAAUAUUACACUAGCACAGAUACAUGCUGAUGAGACUAAAAGCAGUCUUCAAUUUGCAAGCAGAGCAUUGCAAGUGACGAAUUGUGCUCAUGUAAAUGAGAUAUUGACUGAUGCUGCUUUGCUAAAGCGUCAGAAAAAGGAGAUUGAGGAACUGCGUGCUAAAUUACAGGGUUUACACUCUGAACAUCUAGAAGAGGAAAUCUUGAAUCUGCGGAAUACAUUGCUAAAGAGUGAGUUGGAAAGAGAGAGAAUGGCCUUAGAGCUGGAAGAGGAAAAGAAAGCUCAGGCUGAAAGGGAGAAGAGGUUGCAAGAACAGGCCAAGAAAAUAGAGAACUUGAGUUCAAUGGUAUUCUGCACUAAUAGGGAUGAGAUCCGUGAAGUCAACAAGAAGGGAAAACGGCGUGAUACGUGGUGCCCCGGAAAGCUUGCUAGUGAGAAUAUAAAGGAGUUGCACUCUACAGUCAAAGAGAUGCCUUCCGUUGUGAAGUCAACAAGAGCAAAUUGCAGAGCUGGGCCUCUUCUUCCCUUUGAAGAGUUAGUUAAUGAAGUAAGCAUGGUUGACUCUAGCAAGCAGGAAGCAGAUUGUGAGAAAAAUGUGUCGGAAGAUUGCACCCUUCCUGAUCCACGGGCUUUGCUGCAUGUUACCAGCAGGAGAAAGGCUCCAUCCAGAAAGAGAAGUUUACAAAUGGAGAAUAAUGAAUUGGCAGAAUUGCAAACAGAAUAUGAAAAUUUGCUGUUAAAGUUUGAAACUCAUUUCACAGUAUUGUUGAUGCAAGUGCAGGAUCUGAGGCCUUCAGUUUCUGAGAGUUUAUUUCAAAUAAAAUCAAUAAUGACGAGUCAUGAGAAGUUACAGUCUUGCUUGAGGAACAAAGUUAGAGAGCUCGACGAUGAGAAGCUUCUUCUUUUCAAUCAAGCUUCAGAUCUUCGGAGCCAGAUAGAAGAAUUAAGUUUAAAGGUUCAAACUUCUGUGAGUGCAUUUGCUGAGCUUAGCACGGAACAUGAAAUGCAAACUUCUGAUUUCCUUUCUCAAAUUCGAAUUCUCCAAGAGGAAAUUUUAUCGUUAUCAUCUUGUUCCUUGGCUAAGGAAAAGGAAAGUUUGCGGAAAGAUUUGGAGAAAACAAAAGCAAAGUUGAAAGAUACAGAAUUCAAGCUCAAGAAUGCUGUUCAGGAGAAAACAAAGCUGGAGGGUGAAAAGGCACGUGCUGAGAGAGAAGUUAAACUCUUGUUUGGCCAGAAGGCUGUGCUUGAACGUGAUAUGAGCAAACGUGAUUCUGUUGUUGGUAGGAGGCGUGAUUCCGUUAUUGAUAGGAGCUCUAAUGCUUUUGAACAUAAACGAAAUAAGGGGCUUAGUAUGUUGGCUGAACAAGCAAUGCAGGAGGAUUACAAGAGGCUGGAAGUGCUUGCAUUCGAGAUGGAAGCCACUAUUGCAUCUUUGGAAGAGCAACUAUCAAUAGCACAUGGGGACAAGGAUGUAGCCACUUCGAGAUCUGAAACUUUGGCUUCUGAUUUGAAAGAGUUGUCUGACGAGUUGUAUGAUACAAAGUCAAAAUUAAGUACCUUGAAGGAAGAGGUUUCAGCCCUUAGUACAACUUUGGACGAAUCUGAAUUGCAGAGGCAGAAAGUAGAAAGCUCUCUUACCUCUUUGAUUGAAGAAAAAGAAGAGUUGUCAAUGCAACUUGCUGAAGCCCUUUUGACAAUGGAGGAGGAGAAGGCAUUAUGGUCAUCAAAGGAGAAAGCUUCAGUUAAAGCCAUUGAAGAAAAAACAAAAUCAUAUCAUUCUGAGAUUGCCUUGUUAUCGAAAGAAUUGUCAGAGGUAAAGGAUGCACUGGAGAUUUGUAGAAAAGAAUGCAAGGAUCUUAGUGUACGGCUGACCAUUUCUGAGGAAAAUGCGAUUUUCGAGAACCAGUGCAGUUCUGAGAAAUCAUCAGAGAUUGACCACCUAAGAAAUGAACUAAGGGUUGCUGAUGAAAUUAGCAAAAUGUCACAAGAGAACUUAAAGUAUAAGGAAACAGUCGAGGAAGUUGAAAAGCUUCAGAUGGAAUUGAGCGUUUUUAAAGAAGAAAGAGAAUAUCUUUUAGGCCGGGUACGGGAACUGGAUGCAAGAGAAAUUCUGACGGAUGAACACCAGCUAUUGAAGUUAAAGUGUGAACUGGAGGAGCAGAGUGGAAAACUUGCUAAUUUGGAGGUCAAGAUGCACAAUGAUCAAAUUAAUUAUAACAAGGAGAAGGCCAAACUCAGAAUGAGACUCAAAGGAGCACAAACAAAAUUAGACACAUUUCGUGUUAGAUACAAGGAGUCAGUGGACGAGUUGGAUUACAUGAAUAGGAAAUACGAUGAAGCUUCAACUGUACUGAAGAAACAAUUAGCUUCGUACGGUAUUGAAGUUCUAAAUCUCAAGAAACAACUAGCAGCUGUAAAGGGGCCGUGAAAUUUCAGGUCUGUCUUUUUGUACAUCAUCGUCCCUUUUGCAGAUUAGGACAUGUUUGGUUAGGUAGAUUAAAUUGCAAUUGACAAAAUUAAAAAAAUAAAAUUGUACAAUCAUGUCUAAUAUUGUGUAUUAAACGUUGCGUCUAUAUGUUAUUAUGUAUACAGCAGCAGAUAAAUUCUAGCGUUCUAAACAUGAAGCCACAUAAUUAUGGCAA